UGACACUCCGCCACCGAAGAAGCGAAGGAGUGAAGAAGCGAACUCUUGGACGACUCCUCCCCUCUGGAGGCGAAUGCGGGCUGCGCUCGCAAUAGCUCCUGCAAAGAGGUCCAUGAAGGCUCCAAGAACACGUCCCGAGGUCUCUGAGUGCCCUCUGCUUGUAAGGGCUAGCGAGGAAUCCUCUGAACCUCCGAAAGGUGGCCUACAAAGUGCAGCCAGGGCUUCUCCUGCACAGCCUGCGCCGCCACCUCUGAGCUCCCAGGAUCCCGAAAUUGACACGGACACAGAGUCAAGAGAUUCUUGGACUCCUUCCCUCUGGUGGCAAAAGCGGGCUGAGCUCGCAAAAGCUUCUGCGAAGAGGUGCACGAAGGCUCCGAGAACUCGUCCCGAGGUCGCCAAGCGGCCUCUGCUUGUAAGGGCUAGCGAGGAACCCUCUGGAACUGCCAAAGGUAUGCACUGA
Messenger RNA from Rhipicephalus sanguineus (brown dog tick), 460 nucleotides. RefSeq lists its product as uncharacterized. Bases 74 to 460 code for a protein of 128 amino acids. The record is from RefSeq and is a predicted model, not a curated record. NCBI's taxonomy places the organism in Eukaryota, Metazoa, Arthropoda, Arachnida, Ixodida, Ixodidae. The transcript is spliced from 5 exons.